CCGGUGUAAGAUUUAGCGGCAUGUAAACACAGAUGAGCGACAUGGACCAAACUGCUCUAGAUCUUGUUAAGGUGCAUGGAGGUGGAGGGUAUGACUCUGACUUCAGUGAUGAUGAUGAUGAUGAUGAUGGUGGAGGACUGUCCAAACAUGGACAGAAUAGGGCAGGUGAAGAUAAACUGUUAGAAAAGCCAUUCCAGAAAGGAAAACACACUAAGUUGGCCCAUAAAAAUCUCGCUGCCUCUGAAUGGGACAGAGAGGAAGCCAGAAAUCGACGACAACACCUGAUAUCGAUGAAUGCUUUUGAACGCCACAAGAAGUUUGUCAGUGACUACAUUCUGUACUAUGGAGGGAAGAUCGAUGACUUCAGACGAUCCAUGUCUAAAGAUAAGACAGAUCUGGAUGUGGUAAGAGAAAACCACCGUUUUCUCUGGAGAGAGGAAGAUGAGGAGGAUAUGACAUGGGAGAAAGAUCUUGCAAAGAAGUACUACGAUAAACUUUUUAAGGAGUACUGUAUUGCGGACCUCAGCAGAUACAAAGAAAAUAAGUUUGGAUUUAGGUGGCGCAUUGAAAAUGAAGUUGUGUCUGGAAAAGGCCAGUUCCUCUGCGGCAACAAACGCUGUGAGAAUAAGGAGGGCCUGAAAAGCUGGGAGGUGAAUUUUGCCUAUGUGGAGCAGGGAGAGAAGAGGAAUGCCCUGGUGAAACUACGUCUGUGCCCAGAGUGCUCCUUCAAACUCAAUUAUCAUCAUAAGAGAAAGGAAGUUAUAGUUAAGAAGAGACGGCGAUCGAAAGAGACUGUGGAACAGUCAAAUAAAACCAAGUCGGUCCACUCCAGAAAGAGUAAACGCAAAGACAAACGGAAACACAAAAAGAGGCGCAAAGAGUAUUCUUCAAGUUCAGGGGAGUCCCAAGAAUCAGAUAAAGGCACAGAGAGUGAAGAGGAGAAUGAACAAGAAGAGGGGCCUUCAGAAUCAGAGCACUGGAAGGGCCCAGCCCCCGCUGUGGAGGAGAAGUCACGGGAGGAAGUGUUUGAUGAGUAUUUUGAAGACAUGUUUCUCUGAGUGUAGGAAAAGAAGAUCUUUGCGUUCAGAAGAAUCCCCUUCAUGUUGUUGUCUUUUGUACUUUUAUGCUUUUGUAAAGUAUAGUUUGACAAAACUUUUUUUUAUGGCAUUUGGGUUUUUAUUUUUUUGUCUCACUUAGCCUCAUUCGUGAAACAUGAGCAGAAAAAAUUUCUUUGUUAAUCCAUACUUAAAAUGGAGCAGCAGUUUACGUAAGAUGGUUUUUACGCAAUUUACGCAAAUUCGUUCUGCACAUGUAAACCAUUUGUAAAACCAUUCAUGCAUAAUUUUGUGGAUUCAAUUCAUUGUAACAUUUAAUAAGAAUGGCUUUAAGGACGAUUUACACAGAUUUGUUCAGAGAUUCAUUAAAUUCAGUUUAGGUAAGAAUGGUUUUACAAACGUUUAAAGAUAAUUCUUUCUGCACUUUAAAGUGUUCGUUAAACCAUUAGUUUAUAAUUUGUCGCUUUCAAUUAAAUUUACAGCCGAUUUACACAAAUUUGUUCAUAGAUUCUUUCGAUUCAUGCAAUGCAAUUGAAAUUGUAUAAGAAUUGUUUUACUAGCGAUUUACGCAAAUUUCUUCUGUGCAUGUAACGCAUUCGUAAAACCGUUCAUGCAAAUUUUGAACUUUCAAUUAUAUUUACAGAUGAUUUACACCGAUUUUUUUAAGAGCUUUAUUCAAUUCAGUGCAAUACAAUUAAUUUUACAUAAGAAUGGUUUUACAAACAAUUUACACAAAUUCGUUCUGCAUGUGUAAAGCAUUGGUAAAACCAUUCAUGCAUAAUUUUACACAUUCAAUUUAUAGACGAUUUACUCCAAGAAUCUUUCAGAGAUUCAAUGCAAUUCGUUUAACAUAAGAAUAGUUUUACGAACGAUUUACACAAAUUCGUUCUGCAUGUGUAAAGCAUUGGUAAAACCAUUAUUGCAUAAUUUGUCAGAUUCAAUUUACAGACGAUUUACACAGAUUCUUUCAGAGAUCCAUUCAGUUCAGUCAAUGCAAUUCAGUUUACAUGAGAAUGGUUUUACGGACGAUUUAUGCUAAUUCGUUCUGCAUUUGUAAAAUGUUCAUAAAACCAUUCAUGCAGUUUGUCGCAUUCAAUUCAAUUUACACAGAUUCUUUCAGAGAUUCAUUAAAUUGAAUGCAAUGCCAUUCAAUUUACAUAAAAAUGGUUUUACAAACGAUUUACACAAAUUCGUUUUGCUUUUGUAAAACCAUUCUCACAUACACUUGUCGCAUUCAGUUCAGUUUAUUUACGAUAUACACAGAUUCAGAGUUUCAUUCAAUCCAAUGAAAUGCAAUUACAUUUGCUUAAGAAUUGUUAUACAAACUAUUUACGCAAAUUAUUCCUGUUAGUUUUUGUAAAACCAUUCAUGCAUAAGUUGUUGCAUUUGAAUUUUAUUUAUGGACCAUUUACACAGAGAUUCAUUUAGAGAUUCAUUAAAUUCAAAGUAAUUACAUUUAUGGAACAAUGGUUUCACAAACUAUUUACACAAUAAUUUGAUCUGAUUGUGUUUAAUGAACGAGGCCCACUAUGUUUAGUAGUGUGUUUAAGCAUUUUAUGUUUACCUCUAAAUUUACUUUCCAAGCCCAUGCAUUUGUAGAUAAGAGAAUUAUUUGGAUUCUUUCCAGAAAGACAUCGAGUUCAUGUAAUCAUUUUACUGCCUUGCAAUAUAGAUGACAACAAAUUGGGACCCCAUAGCAAUUUACCUAUGUACUAAGAGUUUACAAUCAUAUACUAUCAAGAGUGUUUGCAUCCCCUGGAACAUUGAUGACUGUAGAUUUACUGCUGAGCUUGUACACAUAUUCUGCUAAUCCUCAAGAGCUUCUGCAUGGAAAUCAUUAUACAAAUUAUACACCAUACGUCAUUCUUUCAGAGCAAAUUCACAUGGUCAUAAUGUACUAUCAGACUGUCCCAGGGCACAGCUUAGUCAACACUAAUGGCAGUCAGCCAAUCAAUGUGAAGAAUCAGUCAGGUUGGGUCAGAGAGCACUUGUUCCCUCUAGUCCAUUAAUCAGUGUGUGUAAUACGUUUAUAAAUGUGCAAGUGACCUGUGCAUUCGUGGUGCAAUUUUGUGCUUUCACAAAAAAUAAAAUGGAGAAUAAGUUGUAUACUACAUUGUUAUGAAACUUUAAAGUCCCCAUAAAAUCAUAAUUCAG
Xyrauchen texanus (razorback sucker) is the source of this 3209-nucleotide messenger RNA. RefSeq names its product FRA10A associated CGG repeat 1 (gene fra10ac1). Lineage: Eukaryota; Metazoa; Chordata; Actinopteri; Cypriniformes; Catostomidae. The record is from RefSeq and is a predicted model, not a curated record. The coding region runs from base 33 to 1058 and encodes 341 amino acids. Gene Ontology annotation, biological process: dephosphorylation. Gene Ontology annotation, molecular function: phosphatase activity. The transcript is spliced from 14 exons.